This is a messenger RNA of Glycine soja, 1743 nucleotides long. RefSeq names its product sulfite exporter TauE/SafE family protein 3-like. The transcript is spliced from 11 exons. Gene Ontology annotation, biological process: protein ubiquitination. Gene Ontology annotation, cellular component: Cul4A-RING E3 ubiquitin ligase complex; membrane. The coding region runs from base 159 to 1460 and encodes 433 amino acids. Lineage: Eukaryota; Viridiplantae; Streptophyta; Magnoliopsida; Fabales; Fabaceae. The record is from RefSeq and is a predicted model, not a curated record.
CUAUUUAAUAUUUCAAAAUAUACUACCUCCUUUGUUGAAUAACCUUCCAUUUCUUAGCUGUCACAUUUUGUCAAUCAAUUAACAAGUGCGUCUUUUUUAAUCGCAUCCCUCUUGUGGCUUUCCUUCCAUUUUUGCAGGAGCAAUUUGGCGGGUUGAUCAUGAGACACGUGGUUAUUUUUUCUUUCAAUUUCUUGCUGCUUUGUGUCUUCAUUUCUGCUAUAACAAGCACAAAAAGUGAAGUAUCUAGCACAAAUGAAGAACAAUCAUUUUCUUACCAUAUCAAAGCUUUGGAAUUCAUAUGGAAACAUUUGGGCUAUCAACAUGUGUGGCCAGAAAUGGAAUUUAGCUGGAGAAUUGUUGUUGGAACCUUGAUUGGAAUCUUGGGAGCAGCAUUUGGAAGUGUAGGGGGAGUUGGUGGUGGUGGCAUCUUUGUGCCAAUGCUAAUCCUCAUUAUUGGGUUUGAUCCAAAAUCAGCAGUUGCUAUUUCAAAGUGUAUGGUCACAGGUGCAGCCAUCUCAGCAGUAUUCUUCUGCAUGAAGCAAAGGCAUCCCACACUUGAUGAACCCGUUAUCGACUACGAUUUGAUGUUGCUAAUACAACCAACCCUCAUGCUUGGAAUCAGCAUAGGAGUUAUUUUGAGUGUAAUAUUUGCUGAUUGGAUGGUCACAAUUCUUCUAAUUAUUCUAUGUAUAGUGACAUCAAUCAGGGCAUUCUUCAUGGGUGCUGACACAUGGAAAAAGGAAACCAAAAUGAAAGAGGAAUCUCAGGAGACUAUCAAGCUUUCAGAGUCUACUGCUACUUGCAGUGAGGAAGAAGGAUACAAGUAUCUUCCAGGUUGUUCAGAUGAAGGGUACGAAAAGGAUACUAGAAAACCUGAGAACUAUACAGUUUCCUGUUCAGUCACAUACUGGAUACUUAUUUUGUCACAGAUACCAAUUACUGUAGGAUUUUAUUUGUACCAAGCAAGAGCCCUAUAUCAGGGGAGAGCUGCAGGAUCUCAACACACACAUUGGCCAUUGCACCAUCUAUUUCUAGCUAGCAUUUGUUCUCUGUUAGCUGGAAUUGUUGGUGGACUUCUUGGUACAGGUUCUGGAUUUGUUAUGGGUCCUUUAUUUCUAGAAGUGGGAAUUGCUCCACAGGUAGCAAGUGCCACAGCCACUUUUGGAAUGAUGUAUUCAUCAUCUUUAUCUGUCAUACAAUAUUACCUGUUGAAUCGUUUUCCUGUUCCUUAUGCUCUCUUCCUUACUCUUGUGGCUGCAAUUGCAGCAUUCCUAGGACAGUAUCUCAUUGACAAGCUUGUUAAUAUCUUCCAAAGGGCUUCUUUAAUUAUUUUUGUCUUGGCCUUCACAAUAUUUGUUAGUUCAAUUGCAUUAGGUGGAGUCGGCAUAUCAAACAUGAUCUUGAAGAUUCAAAGGAAUGAAUACAUGGGAUUUGAUAAUUUUUGCAGGAAUGAUACAUAGAGCUUUUCAAGUAUCUUUUUAUUUGCACACAUUUUCUGUUUGUUGUUUGCCACCACCAAACCACCUGAGAGGGGAUGAUAUGUUUUGUUUUUAUUUCAAAUGUCAAAAAGAAAGUUUGUGCUAAUUGAAGCAUUUUUUGGAUACAUAUGCUAAUAGAAGCAUUAAAUCUUGUAUGUCCAGAGGAGAUGUAUCAUGCCAUUAUGCACGAAUUAUUAAAUGGCUAUUACAUUUGUUUGAUUCGUUAUACAUCAUUUGUAAUAAUAUUCAUGAAAUUUGUCCCGAA